Thelazia callipaeda (thelaziosis nematode) is the source of this 231-nucleotide messenger RNA. NCBI's taxonomy places the organism in Eukaryota, Metazoa, Nematoda, Chromadorea, Rhabditida, Thelaziidae. The record is from the annotation of a GenBank genome assembly.
AUGUUAGAAGAUAUGUGGUAUGAACAAAUUUAUUCCAGUGUGAUCACUGUUGGAUGUGUGGCCAUAACGAUGUAUGCAAUGCUACCGAUUAACUUGUUAGAAACAGGCCAUGCUCAUCGUCGUAAUAUGUCAAAAUAUAGAAUUUUACUUAAUAAAAGAGACUGGAAUUUGACAGGCAACAUGUAUGAAGUCCAAGGACUUGAGUCGAUCCCCUCUGAAUCGUCUUCGUAA